UUUAGAUUGAUCUGAUCGUAAUACUUUUAGUUGAGUGACAUGGAGUUGUUCAAUCAAGUUCCAUCUGUAGCGCUUUAUGGAUCGGAGCAGUUUUUACGCGAAGCUCACGGUGUUAACUUGUGUGAAACGGGUAGUGAUAAAGAAACCAAUUUUUCUAAUGGUUCAUUAAUUUGUACUUCACAUCGUCUCCUGUGGAAAGACAUGGCCAGUAUUGUAAUCAUAUCUACUGAUUUAAGCGCGAUCAAAUCGGUUACUGAAGAUAAAACAAGGACAGCAGAUGGAUAUCCUAAGCUAUGUCUUUUAUUUAUACAAGAUUCGAAGAUUUUGAAAUUGGUGUUCACGAGUUUUGGCUCACAAAUAUUCCUCAGCUGUAUAACUGACGCGUUACAGCGAAGAAGAUGGGAAAUUCCUGAAAAUACUGACAAAAUGAAAACAUCGGUAGUGUCUGGAUCACUGAGUUCAUUGGGUAUAUCAGCAGUUCAAAAGAAAAUUGACAAAGAACAGAAAUCAACUGACGCGACAUUACAGGCAGCGUUUGCGGACAUAGAGAAACUGAUGUCCAGCGCCCAAGAAAUGGUCAAGUUGUCUUCAAAAUUAGCUGAGAAAAUCAAAGACGGACAAGGAGCUAUUAAUGCAGAUGAGACAGCUGAGUUCAAAUCUGUGUUGCUGAGCAUGGGUAUCGCAAACCCCGUGACGCGACAGACAAGCGGAAACCAGACAAAAUAUCAUCAAGAUUUGUCGAGGCAAUUGUCAGAUUUCUUGCUUCCAGUCGUGCAGAAAGAACCCGGAGGAACUAUGGCCUUGGGAGAUGUAUACUGUCGCUUCAAUCGAGCACGAGGUGUUGACUUAGUAUCUCCUGAUGACUUGUUAGUGGCUUGUGAGCUAUUCGACAAAUUAAAUCUGCCGCUUCGUUUUCGACGCUUUGAAUCUGGAGUCUCAGUAGUUCAGAUGCGGGAACUGAGUGAUGACAAAUUAGUCGACGAAACCGUGCGUCUCCUGGAAGCGUAUGAAUGUCUUACAGCUGACGAACUGUCUAGGCAUAUGGGAAUUUCAGUGACAUUAGGCAAAGAGAGACUUCUUCUUUGUGAACAGCAGGGAAAACUGUGCAGGGAUGAAAACGUCGAGGGGCUGAAAUUCUAUAUUAAUAAGUUCGAGUUAAUGGCUUAAUUCUUCAAAAUGGCAUUGGCAUUUGAUUUAUAAGUUUGUAGUUAGUUUAUUAUUGUAAUUUUGUUUGAUUCUUUGAA
Molecule: messenger RNA, 1244 nt
Organism: Symsagittifera roscoffensis
Lineage: Eukaryota; Metazoa; Xenacoelomorpha; Acoela; Convolutidae
Product: vacuolar protein-sorting-associated protein 36-like
Exons: 5
Coding region: 40-1167 (375 amino acids)
Biological process (GO): protein transport to vacuole involved in ubiquitin-dependent protein catabolic process via the multivesicular body sorting pathway
Cellular component (GO): late endosome membrane; ESCRT II complex
Molecular function (GO): ubiquitin binding; phosphatidylinositol-3-phosphate binding
Source: RefSeq, a predicted model, not a curated record